ACCCGUUAUUUGACACUUAUCUCCAUUCCAUUCGGCUCCCGUGAUAAUCGUGUUUUUUUUCGUUCAACAUCUUGAAUUGUUUUAAAAUUGUGCUGAAGUUUGUUUUUGAACUAUUAUACAAACUAAUAUGAUGCAGUUUAUGUUACUGUUUAGCAGACAGGGCAAGCUUCGGCUACAAAAGUGGUACGUUGCCCAUCCGGACAAAGUGAAGAAGAAAAUUACCAGGGAACUCAUUACGACGAUUUUGUCACGGAAACCGAAAAUGUGUUCAUUCUUGGAAUGGAAGGACUGUAAAAUUGUGUACAAAAGAUAUGCCAGUUUAUAUUUCUGUUGUGCGAUCGAACAGAACGAUAAUGAGCUGCUAACACUCGAGAUUAUUCACCGAUACGUGGAAUUACUGGAUAAGUACUUUGGAAGUGUAUGCGAAUUGGAUAUCAUUUUCAAUUUUGAAAAAGCCUACUUCAUCUUGGAUGAACUACUGGUGGGAGGUGAAAUUCAGGAGACGUCGAAAAAGAAUGUACUUAAAGCUAUUGCUGCCCAGGACGUCCUCCAAGAGAAGGAGCUGGAUUCCUAAAAGCUUCGCUGACGGAAAUGGUUGUAUUUUUUUGUUUUGUUUAUUUGUUUGUAUUAUUUAUACGCGAAUCAAUCAUCGUAUAGAAGUGGGAUAGUGCUGCAAAUAUCUCGCUUCUCGUUGGAGAAUGAAUUUCGUUCGCAGAGCUUUUGUGACACGAAUGGUAGUGCUGUAGGUAAAUCUAGAUAUCGCAUCCAUUGCAUGGUGCUUGGAGGAAACGGAACGAAAAAAAAAAAACGAUUCGCUACUGUGCAAGCAAAAAAUAAUAAAAAGGAAUCAUGUUCAGCAACCCUGCCAUUGCGCGUCCGUCCCGCUUCAGUUGUGUAGCGAAUGAUGAAAGUUUGUUUCAGGUUUUAGAUGAGGAUGAUUAUUUUUGGAUUUACUAACCUUUGAAGGUUUGCCCCGACUAAUCGGAGAUCGAGAUUAGAGUCGUGUUUGGCCAAAAACUAUGUGAAGCGUGGGAUGAUCCAGGGUAGUUGGUACCGGUAUAGCUUUAUUUGAUAGGUGUAAGUUAGAAAAAAAAAGAAAAGAAAACAUAUAAACAGUAGCGGAUGUUGUCGAAAUUGCGAUGGAUUUGUAUACCUAAGAUAAACAAAAUAGAAAUUUUGCAUGUAUCUUGUGCCUGAACAGAAAAUUAGUGAAACGUUUCGAAUAGUUAAGAAUGACUUUGAUUAGUGUUAUUAUUAUCCAAAGUAUAGGCAAGUAAUGUUCGAUGUUCGAGAGUAAGCUGAGCCAGACAAAAAAACUUUUACAAUAAUCUUACUACACAUAGUAUCUACACCAAAUUUCUUCAACUCAAUAAAAUGUUUUCACUUCAAAGAUAAACCUUUUUAUGUGCUAUUUCUAUCGAGCCGUGCAAUUUCUUCUCUCUGUUCCUUCUAAUGGGCCAUUCCAGAAUGAUGUCUUGCAUCGAGGAUACUGAACGGGGGUGGUAAAAUCUGCGGAUCGCACACUUCGCUUAUUGGGAAACUAUCAUAUUCAAUUAGUCACAGUUGAGGAUAAAUGCAUUUUGUUAGUGCAAAAAGCCACUGCUAUUUAUGUCAGAGAACAGCGAUUUAUGCAUUCGCUAAGCGUUAACCAGCAACAUGUAUAUAAUAUGGGCACACUGACCAGAUGCUUUUAGCCAUCAAGGUGACACUUAUUACACGCGAUUAAUUCACAAACACAUAAAGCAUGCAAUUACAGUUAAGGUGCACGUAAUGUUAGCUCCGAUAGAGAAAAUAGUUUCUGCCAGAAAGUGUUGACAAUUGUGACUAGUUGUAUUACUAUUAAAGGACAUAUUUUUGAACCGAAACUCUGUAAUUUAUCAAAAAUAUUAAACACGUGAGACUGAAUAGUUUCGCGAAUGAUGUUGACGUUUGUUUUGCGUAUUCCUAAGUUCUAUAUCAUUUUUUCAAAGCGUUGUCCAAUGAGUAUAAAAGUUUACCAGGUCGUCAAGCAUUCUCUACAGUAGACCCAACAACUAGGCAUAUCUCUCGAGGAAAUUCAGCAGCUGAGGAUCUUUUUGCACAGAAAAAUCUUAUAGUACGAACUUUACAGCUGGCGAAAGCAAUUAUAAUGGAGGACAUUUUCUUACUGUACGCACAGAUUGGAAAAUGUCUGAAUCAUAACGACAUCUGAAAUAACGGCACGAGUAGUGCACUCAAUAAGUCGUGUGACUAACUAAGAAAACCACUUUUUUUCCUUCAAAAGCAAUACAAUCAUUUCAACACUUCUCUCACUUCUGGAGUUAUAAAAAGAUUUUUCUUCUGCCUUAAAAUAGGCUUCAAAUUCAACCGAUCUAACAUCGCUAUGAUGUAUUUGCUAUUGAUUGUUUUUUUUUUCUUUCUCAAUAUAAUCGAAGCCAUAACCUUCCCAGCUGACUGUUGUGUCUUUGAACGCUUCGAACGUGGUUCACCGGCUGCACUCCACUCAGAUGAUGUUCCAUGCUUCAUCCAUUGUCACACAUUGACGCAAAAAAUCUGAUUUAUUAAUUUAAAACAUGGCCAAACACUGCUCUGAAUCAUCAACACAUUGUUGUUUUUCAUCGACUGGGAGUAAAAGCGCAUUUUCAUGGUCAAAUGUUCAUGAAAAAUGGUAAACUUACUGCCUUUUGAUAUCUUUACGGUCACGCAAUUUCAAUUUACGAUUUUACGAUAACCAAUUUGUGGAGUUUUUUUUUAUGUUUUCAAAUGUGGAGUUUUUUAUAAUGUUCAAAUUCAGCUAACCGAUAACAAAUGGUUCUUUUCGAUGGAAAAAAGUCCGGAUAGCACUUUUGAAGCCAUUGCGAAUGCACAUUAUUUAUUUUUCAUCAAGGAGCAAUGAUAGAUCAACACACGAAAUUGUUUUGAAUAUGACAAAAGUAGCUUAAUUUCAAAGGCUGUCACUUUUUUUACUAAUCGAAAUGUCAUGAAAUUUCACACAGUCUUUUGAAAGUUAGUACUCCAUGAACGUCAUAUGGAUUUAAAAAUGAUGUGUGUGUCAAUCACAUGACUUAUUGAGUGUUGUGUUGUAUGGACAAAUUGAAACGUGCCAAGAAUCAGCGAUUUUGACAUGUGAACGAACGGCCCUUACUUGUCAAAUAAAGAGUGUAUCGAAAAUAAGCUAUCCACAAUUUUUUUCUUUAAAAUUAUGGUAAAAAACGAUAUUUUUUUCAAACUAAAAAUUGAUCCUUUAUUGUAUGAGGUUAAACUUAAGCAUAAUGAAAACCGGAUGAAAUUUAAGCCAUUCCUUCACGAAUUUUCGAACUUUUGAUCGAACGCUCUUCAUUAAAUUCCGGACAAGUGUUGCAUCGUAUGUUUUGGACGCUUGAGCCCAACCCAAACUCCUGCAUGUUACCAGCUGCCUUAUCAGUCUUCUUGAAGACCCUCUUCACGAUUUUUUAGUAACGUUCGAUGGGUCGAAGCUGAGGGCAAUGUGGUGGAUUGAUAUUUUUCUACGAAAUUUAUACCCUUUUCCGCAAGCCAAUUGAGAGUGGUUUUGGCAUAGUGAGCCAACGCUAAAUCCGGCCAAAACAGUGGAGGUGUACUAUGCUUCUUAUUUAAAGGCAGCAAUCUCUUCUGGAGACACUCAGAUCGAUAGAUUUCUGCAUUUAUAGUUGGUAAUGUAAAAAUGGUUGACUUCAAACACAGGAACAUAUUGCUUGCCAUACCAGUACCUUUCGAUCGAUUUUUUCCACUUGAAUCGAUUUGUCCGCAUCGCUUACAUUCUCCCCAACGACGACAGUAAAGUAUUGUGGACCUGGAAAGGUUUUUGAGUCCUACAUAAGUCUCAUCGUACAUCAAAACACAUGCAUCCGGACAUUGCAAAAGACGCGAAUACAUUUUCCGGGCUCUUGUUGCUGCUCGAUUUUUCUGUUCUACACUUUGUUUCGAGACUUUCUGCUUCUUGGAGGUCUUCAGGUGAUUUCGCCUCUUGAUACGCUGGAUCAUUCCGACACUCGUUCCUGGUUCUGGUCUGGUCCAGUUUUGGGUUAGAAGAACCGGAUUUUCUGCCUCUUCCUGGUAGCACAUCCAAAGAAUAGUGUUCUCCAAACUUAUUAAUGAUGGUUUUAACACUGGCAUGAUGAAUUUCAAACCGCUUCGCCAAUUUUCGCAUAGUGAUACCCUUCUUACUUAGCCAUGUGUCCAGAAUCUUAAUUUUCACUUCCUUUUCAAUACGCGACAUUUUGAAAACGCAGAAUUUCAACCGCACAAACAAGUAAACAAACGAAAGCUGACAAUCAAACGUUCUUUGUGUUUCACCAAAAAUGGUAAAAGGCGAUUUUAGACGCAUUCUCAGUCUAGAAAAUUUAUACAUUGACGGUGCCUGUUGUGACGACAAUUUCGCUUCGAUUUCCACUAUUGCAGAUAGUCUGUCAAAUAGGAAUUUUGUCAUAUUCUUUUUUUGAAAUUAUUAUCCACUUUAAAUUUCUGUUCCGGUGGAAAACUGUUGCCAUGUUUCGUCACACACACAGCAGCUAUAUCUGGUCAACAUCUCUUUGUAGAGCUAGCUCGAGUCUUGGCAAAAGUUGCUUCCGUUAAUCGUGCUUGGAGAUGUUUUUAACGAUUCCAUGAUGUUUCGCCGGAGGUAAUUACGCCGAAAGCCAUUUCGUCACAUGCCAUUUAACUGAACUGGUCAUUUCGUCGAAUGACAUUUCGCUGAAGGGUCAUUUCGCCGAAUCGUACAAUUUUUUUAAUAUUUUAAAUCAAAGAAAAAAUGAAGAUGAGCAGAACAGAUAUGUUCAUUCGUUGUGUUCCAUUCAGAAAGAUUACUUUCUUGAUUGAAUUUAUCAGAUGGAUUUAUGAUCCUCAGAAUGAAAUUUGUUGUUGGGUUGCACAUCCAUUAUAUGUUUUAAAUACAAACAAUAUCAGUUUUGAACGGAUUCGAAGAAAUGUCUAGUCAAUUUCAUUAUGUUCAUUAUAUUCUAUAAUUAAUCUAUGUUUGUGCUAGGUUUUGGCAACUUUGGUCGUAUGCUAUGCUAAAGAUGAUGGAAUAAACUUUCGAAACUUUGACAGCGCAACAUUAGUUUUUGACAAAAGAAAACAUAAAUUCACCAAUAAGCCAUAAUAAAAUUAGUAUAGAUUGGAAAGGUAUUAGCUCAGUUCAGGUGAAUCGAGCAUUGUUUUAUAUAAUAUGGAAAAAUAUUAGGUGAUCUAAAUAUAUUGAUGGGAAACUAUUAAACAAGCAGUUACCGAUUAUUUAGGGUUUUUGCCAAUAUGGCGAGGCAUCACUGUGCGACGUUUCGAUUACUAGUUUUGUUCUAUAUCAAUAGAAAAAUGUUAACUUUUCUCGUCUGAAAAUCAUCAAAAAUGAAAUCAAAAGUUGAAGCACCGUCGAAGCAGUUGAGAGACCGCUUGACUUGAAUGCAAUACCAGAUUUCAUUCUCUGUGCGAAGUAUUUUGUUGAAAAAUAUUACUCUUUCGGUGAAAUGGCGUUUGGCGAAAGAGCUUUCAGCGAAAUAACCCGCUCUCGAUUCGAACCUUUUACACACGUAAUCCAUCUCUUGCCUUGAUCUUCUGGACGUAACUUUGCGAAACGCUGACCUUUUUGGCAACAUCACAUGUUGAAAUGUUCAGAUAUCGGGUAAAAUUAUUCUCAACCUUUCCCUCCGUGUUACUACAUACUGAACUGAGGUCGCUUUUUACACGGGGGAUUCGAACCGCGUGAAAAAACCUACGGAAAUCCGCGUAAAUUUAGAAAUUCACGCAUAGAAAAAACCGCAAAACUGAAGAUUUUUUUUAUGCCAAAUGUCCAGAUCUGGUGUAAUCUAAAAAAAUCGAUUCUGGGAGUUUUGAGACUUCCGAAAUCGAAAUUUUUUUUUGAUGCAAAACGUCUUGGAAAUGCAUCUGGUGUAAACAAAUUUUUUUUGAUAGGAUUUUUUUUCGAAAAAAAAACGAAAAUUUUCUUGGUGUCAGACUUUAAAAAAUUCGGGAUAACACCAGAUCUCGACGUUUCAUGCAUUUCUAAGACAAAACAAGAAAACCUGAUAAUUUUGAAAAUUCUCAUAAAGAAUUGCAUAGCUUCGGAGAUCCGCGUAACUUCGAAAACUCACGUGAAAACCGCGUAACUUCGGAAAUCCGCGUAAAAAAAUCGGAUGAAAAAACCGCGUAAAAAAGGCCUUAGUUUACUGCCUGUUUCCGUUUUGCGUCGCACUUGUUAUCCAAAUUCAUUCGGCUCUUGAGAUUUUUAAAUACACUUUUAAGACGAUUGAACUACAGUAGUCUUUGACUCAAUGUUAUUUUGGCUGAAAAACACAGCUCAAGGUGGCGGAAAUGGUAAACGCGUAUGCACGGCGAUUGCAUAAGAACGCAUGUUCGAGUCCUGUUUAUGGCCGAAGCUUUUUCCAAAAAAAUCAUAUUUUCUGUGAGUUUUUCAUUCAUUUGACUUCUCCAAAAUAUGUUUCCACUCAGGCAUUGCAAAACUGAAUUCUUAACUGUUUCUCUUUGUUCAUGUUUGCUUUCACGAAUUAUUAAUUUUUUUUUACAUCCGACGAUUAACGCUUCGCAUAACUUUUAAAAUCAAAAGCACUUGCUUUAGAUUUUUUUUCGAAGACAAGAUAAUCAAAGAGAGGCUCUCAUUUGUAGUUAAGCAAUUUUGUCGUAGGACGAUCUAACUACGUAAUUCACGGAUUAUAGAUGAUAUACUGCAAAAAGAAAUUGUGUAUAUUUUUUGUCUAGAGGAUAAAUGUUUCAAUUGUUGCAAUAAUUUCGUGUUCUCGCUGUAUUGGAUUGCGGAUAAGAAUGUUUUAGAUUCCUAAUAUAAUUUAUCGCAGCGAAAUAGAAUUUCAAAUCGAUGUUUCAGCAAGUAAAAAGCAGAUUUUCAUUCCGAAGGAAUCGUACUACAAUUAGACCUACUCAGAGUUGGUGAUUGCCGAAAAUUUGACAGAAGCUGCUCGAUAUUUAUCUAUAUUGUAUACAACAUUUUCAAUCCGGUAGAAGAUGCUACAAGAACUCGUGUCUCUCAAUGCAUGAACCGCGAGAGAAUUUUCUACAUUUCUUCGCUCCACUUCAUACUCUGAGUAUUUCACGGCCCUUAAAAAAAUUACAGUCUGAUAAUGAUCGGUGCUGUGUGGAAUUUACCAAGAGAGAAUCGCAAGUUGACAAUUAUCGCAGAAAAUUGAAUCGAUGAUGAUAAUUUUCAUAUUAGGUUGCAAUAUUUCAAAACCAUUUCACAUACAUUUUCAUAGACACAACUUAUACAAAGGUUGCAUGCACAUUGGUAGAAUAAGCGGCAAUAGUAGAUUGAUUCUAUCGCAUUUAUCAACUGCCCGUAUAGAAUCGGAUCGCUAAACGAGAAUAAGCGACCGUUUGUUGCUUCAGAAAGAAUCCCCACAGCGGCGUGCUAGCCGUUGAUUCUCCGACGGUUCACCGAGAGAAAUUCGCUCACUCACUGGUGUCCAUUCUAUGUAAAAUUAACCAUGCCGGUUUUUUGUUGCUACGAUGAUAUCCGUCUCUUUUUGAUGGCACUGAUUGAAUCGUGUGAAGAAUUUCAAGAGAGCGUUCUUUGAUACGAUAAAAGCCAUCCUUGGACUUACUAUUAUUUGGUUGUCUUGCAUCUCUCGCUUGAAAUAUUCCAGUAUUCUUGCAAAGCAAAUCAUUCUAGUCUAACUCAAAACAAAAUCUCUGCGAAACAAUUGUCAGUACUUUCGGUUUAAAACAACUUGUACAUAAGCAUUGAGCCAUAAAAAUCAAACACAACUAAUGUAAUUAUAGUUCCUCAACCGAUGUGCAUUUUACUAUACAACAGACUCAACCAAAUUUCAUGUAUGUAAAUAUUUCCAUUUCGCGUAAUCCAGUAGAUAGUUGUUGAAACCUGCAUAUGAAAUUCAUGUUGCACUUAUCCUUAUUAUACAUACCCACCCACCCACACACAU
Messenger RNA from Malaya genurostris, 7904 nucleotides. RefSeq names its product AP-1 complex subunit sigma-2 (gene AP-1sigma). Bases 128 to 574 code for a protein of 148 amino acids. Gene Ontology annotation, biological process: vesicle-mediated transport; intracellular protein transport. Gene Ontology annotation, molecular function: clathrin-cargo adaptor activity. Gene Ontology annotation, cellular component: intracellular membrane-bounded organelle; AP-1 adaptor complex; membrane coat. The transcript has 5 exons. NCBI's taxonomy places the organism in Eukaryota, Metazoa, Arthropoda, Insecta, Diptera, Culicidae. The record is from RefSeq and is a predicted model, not a curated record.